GCCCGCCCGGGCCUCGCCGCCCCCUGCCCGCGCUCCACCUGUCCCGGGGGUCGAUCCAGCUGGUCUGCUUGGUGUUGUGGUCGAUGUAGAAGACUUUGCCGUCGUAAUCCCUCGCCUCCUCCCAGCCAUCGGAACCACCAGUGAAGAAUAUGCGUACGCCGUGGGUGCCCUGGACUUGUGGCCUGAAAAGCAAGCAGCUGAGUUGCAUUAAGCAUAGACACCAGGUGUGAAUUACUGAGUGUUUAUCUCUCAUUUGCCAUUGGAGAAGAGUACCCCAGGCUGGUUACCAUGGUUCAGCUGAUAGAAGUUGUGUCUCCAAAUGACCCAUGUGCCUCCCUCCUCCAGACUUUUUUGAAGAUUUUGACGUCUAAGCACUGAAGCAUCCUGCAAAAAAAGAGAGGAUUAUUUGGAAUGGCCUGAAUAUUUUAUGGCAGUAGCUUUUCUGUCAGCACAAAGAAGUAAGGAUCCAAGCUCUCAGGUUGGUGCCUGCAUUGUAAAUUCAGAAAACAAGAUUGUUGGAAUUGGAUACAAUGGGAUGCCUAAUGGUUGCAGUGAUGAUGUACUGCCCUGGACAAGAACAGGAGAAAAUAGACUGGACACAAAAUAUCCUUAUGUGUGCCAUGCCGAAUUGAAUGCCAUCAUGAACAAAAACUCAGCUGAUGUGAAAGGCUGCAGCAUGUAUGUUGCCUUAUUUCCAUGUAAUGAAUGUGCAAAGCUCAUCAUCCAGGCAGGCAUAAAGGAAGUUAUUUUCAUGUCUGACAAGUACCAUGACACUACAGAAAUGACAGCUGCACGGCGGAUGUUUGAUUUGGCAGGUAUUAUAUAUAGGGAAUUCAAGCCAAAGUGUAACAAGAUCAUCAUCGACUUUGAUUCAAUUAACAGCAGACCAAGUCAAAAGCUUCUGUGAAUUAUGUCUCGUUAAGUCUUUAGAAGAGUGUGAUUAUCCUUUUCUAAAAAGCUUCUAAUGCCUUUCAUCUUGAAGUUACUUGCAACUUUUUAAUGGCUUCUGUAGCUAAAGUAGACUUAUAAGAAAUCCAAGGCAUAAAAUGUCCCGCUCACUUCAUCUUGUCAUGUGGAAUCUAAAUCUACUUAAAAUUUUUUUAUGCCUGUAUCAAAACUGCUUAAAAAAUAGAGACACGUAGAUGAAACAAUCUAAGUAAAGAAAACUGUUCUGAUUCUUCCUGUAUUCAUCGCCACAUGCUCUGGUGGGCUGUCAGCACAGAUUUACCCUCAGUUUAACAUCAGUACUUGUAACCAGUAGUAUGGUGGAAUAUGCUAAUAGAUGUUGGUCUCUCUGUUGGAUAUGUGGAUCUUCACAGUUGAUCCUAAUAAAGAACAAAAAAUGUUAUCCGUGCAAAUGCUAAUCUUCCAACUAGCAUAACACUAAUAUUUAAAAGGUUUUACAGCUUUAGGAAUGUGUGCCAUUCUGCUUGUUACCCAACAAAUGAAAUGCUGACUUUUCUUUUAAUUGCUGUCUGACAUUGCCAUACUUGGGGAGGGUUGAGAGAGGAAGCUGUUCUGAGAAUUGUCCAUGCCUGAGUGAGCUUUACAGGUGAUUUCAAAUCCUUGUUUUCCCCAAGACUCCAGAACUGAAGGGGUUUGAGGGAGUAAAUAAUUUGGUGCUUUACCUCUGGGACUUUUACACUGAGUUUGUUUUCAUGUGCAAAAGAAAAUAAUUUUAUUGGUAUAAGCUGUUCCUAGAUAAUCCAACAUAGCUCAGUCUUAAACUCCACCUGUAAAGUAACUGAAUCAUUUUUUGUCCUUGGAGAGAAAUUGGAGAUACUCAACCCAUAUCCAUAUCUGUGCCAAAAGAUGUAAUUGCGGUGUUAGCUUGUUUCCCAGUGCUGACAUAGUACCUCCAUUUUCAUAAAUGUUGCCUAAAAUAAUAUCCUUUUUAAUUUUAUCUUGAGAUCUGGGAAUAGAUUUGAGUUCAUUUUCUCUAAUUUGAUUUUUAAAAAUUAAGUAUGCCUAAUGGCUUUGUUUAGAUAACAUUGGUGGUUGUUGUUUUGUUGUUUUUUUGUUUGGUUGUUGUUAUUUUUAAUGUGGUUAUAGUUCAAUGAGCUUUUAUUUUCUCUACAAAAGCUUUGUUUCAUAUUUUGGGACAUUAUGUAAUUUGGCUUCAUACCAGUAUUAUUAAAGUCUUAUUAAAAUCCA
Passer montanus (Eurasian tree sparrow) is the source of this 2154-nucleotide messenger RNA. RefSeq names its product dCMP deaminase (gene DCTD). NCBI's taxonomy places the organism in Eukaryota, Metazoa, Chordata, Aves, Passeriformes, Passeridae. Gene Ontology annotation, molecular function: dCMP deaminase activity; zinc ion binding. The record is from RefSeq and is a predicted model, not a curated record. The transcript is spliced from 8 exons. Gene Ontology annotation, biological process: dTMP biosynthetic process; dUMP biosynthetic process. Gene Ontology annotation, cellular component: cytoplasm. The coding region runs from base 428 to 907 and encodes 159 amino acids.